AUGAACGUAAACGGUGAAGAAUUGCACACCCAGCGCGGCAAGCGGAAACGGGCCCACGAAGGGUACGUUUACGUCCAGGACGGAGUCAGCAAAAAUGGAGAGAAACAGUUCUGGAGGUGUCAGUUCCUCGGUGCUUGCAGAGCUCGACUUCAUACGUCCUUGUCGACUGGAGAAGUGGUGAAAACGCACGGAAAACAUAGCGACGAGCCGAACCCGGCAGCGAUCGAAGUGAUGGCUCGCCGAAUGUAUUUGAAGAAAAAGGCUCUCGAGACACAAGAAACCCCUCUGCAACUAAUCGAAUCUGUUUUCGAGAGGACCACGCAAGCGGCGAAGUUUGUGCUCCCCAGCUCCGAAACGCUGUCUAGAUCAGUUAACCGUGCUAGGAAAAAAUCGAUGCGACCAAUGGCGACACCGCAAGAUCGGGCGUCGAUUUCGAUACCUGACGAAUACACAAUGUACGAGAAAGAGCCAGGAAGCUUCGAAAAAUUUCUCAUCGGCGAUACCGGAGAAGGAGACCAGAGGAGAAUACUUCUCUUUGGACGUGAAGCCGUAGGCGAUUGGAUUGGCUACUCGCGCAAAGCUUACGUAGACGGGACCUUUUCUUUAUCGCCUCCGUGUUUUUACCAAAUUGUUGCAAUCCUCGCAGAGCGGAACAACUUCGUAAUACCUGUAUGUUACGCGCUUUUACCGGACAAAAGCCAAGCGACUUACGCGCGCAUGAUCGGACUGAUUUGUCAAGCAUGGCCAUCGUUCAAUCCUGCUGUCAUUUCCACGGAUUAUGAAAAGGGUCUCAUCAACUCGUUCAUCGCCGCGUUCCCUGAGGCCCAGAUUCACGGCUGUCUGUUCCAUCUCGUUCAGAAUUUGAAAAAAAACUCGGGGAUCUCAAUUUGCUUGGCAGUUCACAUCGACAAUGCUAUUGCGGAGCUUGCCAUCGCACUUCCUCAGGAGCUGAUGCCCGCCUUGAAGUACUUCGAAGAUAAUUACGUGGGUUCUUUGCUUCACAUACUUCCCGAUGGGUCCAUUGUCAGGCGGGAUCCCCUCUUCUCAUCCAGUAUUUGGUCUGUAUACUGGCGUACAUUGGAGGGUGAUUCUAGAACCAACAAUUAUGCUGAAGCAGCGCACAGGAGGCUCCAAACCGAAUUCGGAGUUAGCCACCCGAAUUUAUGGCGCUUCAUCGAUGGUUUGAAGAAAGUACAGCACCACCGAGAUAUGCUCUUAGCUCGAUUUGAGAGUGGUGCUCAACCGCCAGCGAAGCGUAAGAAGUAUGCCAACAUCGAUAAGAAAUUGUUCGA
Messenger RNA from Galendromus occidentalis (western predatory mite), 1292 nucleotides. RefSeq lists its product as uncharacterized. The transcript is spliced from 3 exons. The record is from RefSeq and is a predicted model, not a curated record. The annotation marks the transcript as partial. NCBI's taxonomy places the organism in Eukaryota, Metazoa, Arthropoda, Arachnida, Mesostigmata, Phytoseiidae.